AUGAAUCUUACUUUGUUUUUUUUACUGUUAAUAUUAAUAUAUGUAAAGUCACAGAAACCAAUUAAAAAUGAAACAGUGUCACUAGAAAACGAGAAUUUAAAAAUACCUUUAUUUCUUGAUGUUUCCAGUAACAAGUUGGGGUUGAAUUUAGUAGUUGGAAAAAGAACCGUUUUAUUAGUAAUUGAUACAUUAAAUGAGGGAAUUCGGUUAUUUCAAGAUGGCACUGAGGCUUGUAAUAAAGGUAAACUAGGUUACUCAUUUAGAAGUAGAACCAGCUUUGAAGAUAAGGACGAAAGUAAUGAGAACGGUAAUGUUGGAUGGAGUGAAAAUAAUUGUUAUGAUCCAUUACUAUCUGAUUCCGCUUCCUGGUGUUAUAAUAAGGAUUAUUGCAGAAUCAGUUACUAUAUAAAUUCAUAUAAAUGUGAAAAGAAUAGGAAGUUUCCUGAUACAAAAGAAAAUGGGGCUUUUAACACUUUUUUUCAUACUAAUGAAAAGGUUUACGAUGGUAUAAGUAAAUUGGAAGUCUUCUUAGAAGGGAAUGAAUUGGUAAUACUUCCAUGGACGAUUCCAGAAUUGACUUUACAGGAAUUUCCUAUUAAACUGAUAAAGAGUAAUUUAUCUACGGGAAGUGGAGAAAAUUGGCCAUCUUUUCACAAUUUUGAUGGUUUUAUUGGUUUAGUAGGUUCUUCUAUCUCAUGCAGAGGUAUAUCAAUUUGGAGCGAUAUAUUAAUGCUGUACAACACAUCGAAGUAUACUUUUGAUGUGAAUUUUGAAAAUCCUAAUUCAUCUUUUCUAUAUUUAAAUAAUUUACCUGAAUAUUGGGAUCCUAAUUUAAUUUAUUGGAGUGAGUCUAAGCAAUCUGGAUUUGUCUACGAUGAUGCAUUAAGUGUAUUUCAAAUUUAUAAUUUAAAAGUAUGUGAUUCAAAUAUUAUGGGAGAAAUAUCUUCCAAUUGGCUUGCUGCUUUGGAUUUAUCAUCAACUUGUUUAUCUUUACCUCCCUUUUUAUUUGCAAGAUUAGUAAAAUGGCUGCCUUUAGAAUGUCCCGAGUAUAUUAAUGAUAAUAAUAGAUUUGAGUUUGAUAAAUCAAAAGAAAAAAAUCUAGAUAAUGAUGAAUUGUUCCCAUAUUCAUCUUUAUGUAUUGUUAAGAAGAAACCAUUACCUGUCGUUUCUUUUUGGUUAAGCCAAAUGGAGCUUAAUAAUGGUGAAGUAGAGCCUAUAAAGAUCAUUCUGGAUGAUUAUAUCAUUAGUUUCAACAACAUUGAUUAUUUGUGUAUACUUAAUUCUUCGCAAGGUACUUUUGGAAAAAUUAAUUACAUACCUUAUAAUGAAAGUUAUAAUUUCAACUACUUAUCUCCUUAUUAUACAUCCUCAAAUACUCCCAUGAUACUUUUUGGAUCCCUUUUCCUUAAAUCAUAUGGCAUAGUAGUUGAUCAUAGUUCAGGAAAAGUUGGGUUCUAUCCUAAAUUCAAAUAUAAAAACCAUAAUUCUAAUAAUAUUGAAUAUUCUACAAAUUCCAAUUGUAUUCCAAAGAAAGAGUGUCUAACGGAAAAUGGAUUCAAAUACGAUUCGUCUGUUAAUGAAUGUAUUCCUCCAAAUUGUUCAGACUGGCUUCUCUAUGAUUUUAAUGCUGAAACUAAUACAUGCGAACUCAAUUCAGUCUUUCCUUUAAUACUCACUUUUAUUAUCAUUUUAUUCACUUUUUUUGAGAUACAUAUAAUGUAUCUUAAACAGACUGUUCUUGACAGAUCUAAUGCAAUUCCUAAUUCAUGA
Messenger RNA from Cryptosporidium ubiquitum, 1770 nucleotides. RefSeq names its product erythrocyte membrane-associated antigen. NCBI's taxonomy places the organism in Eukaryota, Apicomplexa, Conoidasida, Eucoccidiorida, Cryptosporidiidae. The record is from RefSeq and is a predicted model, not a curated record. The coding region runs from base 1 to 1770 and encodes 589 amino acids. The transcript has 2 exons.